AUGUCUGUCGCUAAGAUCAACCUAACCCUGCUCUACACGGUAAUCGGGGCUAGCUUGCUCGACCACGCGCCUUACGACCAAAUAGUCACAUCCCCACAGUGUUAUGAUCCACGCGCCAUCUCCUUCAAGAUUCUGUUCGGCUAUAUUAUCGACAAGCGCAGCAAGAAGCAACAAGACGUCUGGGUGCUUCUUUACCCACCGACCAAGGAAGGACGGCAUGCUGAAGUUCAGUUCCACUCCAUCCAUCCCGAUACGGGUGCUUUUGUAAAGCAUGACGAUAGCAACAUCAGCACCACGGUCUCCGCACUCGUCGUCGCAUUCUGCAACCCCAAGAAGGCAGCGAGAGGAAAGCACGUAGCGCUGGCGAAGUACUACUACCUGGAGGCCCUUGUUGCAAGGGAGGCCAAGACAGGAAGCACCGAGUUGGAGAUAACCAUACCGGUCAACCGGACUCUAAUCGACAGUAUGAGGGUUGUUUGUAACGAGUUCAAAGAGGAAGCGAACGAGAUGUCGGCACACAUGCGCUCACCAUCAGUGACACUUGUGGAGGACGAUGACAGUGUCCUCAGCGAUUUCCCAGAAGACCUCUCCGAGCCUACUCAGCAGCCCGUAGAACCGAGCUCGACGAUCACACCCGAGACCUCUCCCGCUCCAACUCUCAAUGACAACUUCCAGCAACUCGAUGCCCUUCUCGCGGUCCGCGAAGACGAACUGAAGCUCCAGAGUGCCAACAAAGCGCUGGAAAUCGAGCAAAUGGAGUUGGAUGUCGCGCGCCAAGAGAUCGAAGGGGAACAGCAGCAGUUGGAACAGCGGCGUCGCGCCAAUGCAGAAAAAGAGGCCAAGAUUCAUGCUCGCCGGGAUCAAGUGCUGAAGGGCAUGAGUGCCGUGGAUGCAUUCAAGUUGGGCGGGGAGAUGGAGCGAGAGGAGAAGCGCCGAAAGCUCGGUUAG
Molecule: messenger RNA, 948 nt
Organism: Alternaria arbusti
Lineage: Eukaryota; Fungi; Ascomycota; Dothideomycetes; Pleosporales; Pleosporaceae
Exons: 2
Coding region: 1-948 (315 amino acids)
Source: RefSeq, a predicted model, not a curated record